Messenger RNA from Diprion similis, 5060 nucleotides. Its product is annotated as receptor-type guanylate cyclase Gyc76C-like. The record is from RefSeq and is a predicted model, not a curated record. NCBI's taxonomy places the organism in Eukaryota, Metazoa, Arthropoda, Insecta, Hymenoptera, Diprionidae. Bases 347 to 4639 code for a protein of 1430 amino acids. The transcript is spliced from 20 exons. Gene Ontology annotation, molecular function: protein kinase activity; ATP binding; guanylate cyclase activity. Gene Ontology annotation, biological process: cGMP biosynthetic process; protein phosphorylation; receptor guanylyl cyclase signaling pathway.
GAAAAUAAUAAUAAAGAAUCGAAUACGUUAUAACAAUAACAAUGUGCUAAUUAUAGAGAGUGGAUAAUAAGAUUGCCAUGCUGGAUGUAACCCCGUGCCGUUCCAGGUAAACGAGGCUGUCUUCUAAACGAUCUCGUCAUUCAUCGAGUAUUUAAAUACACGAGUAUUCGUCAUUGUCUGGUUCCGGGUAGACGUUCGGGAAUUCAAGUUGGGAAGAAGAGUCCUUUUUGGCGACGAUAUGCUCGCAAAGUAGCACGCCAAGUUCGACAUUCUUCCUGCUGAGGCUGUCCGCACCAUGUUGUGCAGGUGAGCCGGUGGGAGGCGCUGACCGGUGGCGACGGCGGCCAUGCGCCCCGGUCCGCCAUCACCGAGCUGCCGCAGGCCUCCCCGUCGUCGCCAGCCCCGGCUGAUCGCAGCCUGCAGCUUUCAGGUGCUUUUGGCCCUUCUCCUCGCGGCCGCUCCCUCCCUCCUCGCCGACGCACCCCUUCAGCUUGCACAGACGGGCGAGCAAAAGGUGCAGCCGAAGAUCGCCGAGAGAGGUCCGCUCAAUCUCACCAUCGGCUACCUCGCCGCCAUCAAGGGUGACCUGAGCGACCGCAAGGGGUUGGCCAUUUCCGGCGCAAUAUCCAUCGCCCUCGACGAGAUAAAUUCAGAUGAUAAUAUUUUGCCGAACGUAACGCUGGUGAUGCGAUGGAAGGACACACGCGGCGACACGGUGGACGCAACUCGGGCGAUGAUCGACAUGAUCUGCGACGGUGUUGUCGCCUUCUUUGGCCCGGAGGGAUCCUGUUACGUCGAGGCAAUCGUCGCUCAAUCUCGGAACAUACCGAUGAUAAGCUACAAAUGCUCGGACUCGAAAGCAUCGGCGGUCGCAACUUUUGCGCGGACGGAACCGCCGGACACUCAAGCUUCGAAGUCUGUCAUCGCGUUGUUGCUGCAUUACAAUUGGGACAAGUUUUCUAUAAUAACGGAAAAAUCGUGGGCGACAGUUGCUUACUCGUUGAAAGAUCAGGCAGCUAAGCACAACCUUACUGUAAACCACUUCAAACCUGUCGAAGACCGGCACAUUUGCUGCGAACAGAGAUUGCCUUGCUGCGGAAACGAUUGGUUUCAACUGAUACAGGACACCAAAAACAUGACUCGCAUUUAUAUUUUCCUUGGGUCAGCCUCAUCCCUGGUAGACUUGAUGAAUUCAAUGCAAAAUCAAAGAUUGUUGGACGAUGGAGAAUAUAUGGUAAUACAUGUUGACAUGAUGACAUAUUCUCAACGAGAAGCAGAGAAGUACUUAUGGAGACCGAACAGUUUUGAUACUUUACGAAAUUGCUUGGAGCCAAAGGAUUUUUUGAAAAAGGCUCGAUCACUUCUGGUUGUUGCCGCUACAUCGCCGACUUCGGACUAUGAAGUAUUUACUAAAAAAGUUAGCGACUACAACGUAAAGGAACCCUUUCAUUUCCCUAUUCCUUCACUCUUCAAACAAUUCGAAAAGCACGUAUCUAUUCACGCGGCCUAUCUUUACGAUUCAGUAAAAUUAUAUGCUCAGGCCUUGGAUCAACUCAUUAGGGAGCACCAAGAUCUUAGCGUCGAAGAGAUUGCCAGCAAUGGCACUCGGAUAAUAGAGACGAUCAUCAAAAGGCACACUUACGAUAGUAUUAGCGGGGCGACGAUAAAACUGGAUGAAAACGGAGAUUCGGAGGGAAAUUUCUCCGUUCUUGCUCUGCAAAAAUCACCUAUGAAGCGAGAUAAAUUUUCAUGCGAUUACCAAAUGAUUCCCGUCGGACAAUUUCAACAGGGUGAAACUAUAAUAUACAGGCCUGUCAAGUCGAUGGAUUGGCCUGGUAAAAACAAACCGGAGUCAGAACCCGGCUGUGGUUUUCUGAACGAACACUGUCCGAUAAUUGAUACGUAUUCGCGGAGCAUUAUCGCGGCAGGAGUACUGGCUGCCUUGCUAUUUUGCGCCGGAGUUAUUGCCCUGAGUAUAUAUCGAAGGUGGAAAAUCGAACAGGAGAUAGAAGGACUGCUGUGGAAAAUUGAUCCGGGUGAAAUUCACGGCUACCCUCAUCUGGACAACAUGAUGUCAUCCCCUAGCAAAUUAAGUUUAGUUAGUGCCACAUCAUACGAAUCCAGGUGUGGAGGGCAAGUAUUUGCACAGACUGGUCAUUACCAUGGGGUAGUUGUACGGAUAAAGGAACUGAAAUUCUCAAAAAAGAAAGACACUCCGCGAGACGUGAUGAAGGAAAUGCGGGUACUUCGUGAAAUAAGACACGGAAACCUAAACUCUUUUAUCGGAGCCUGCGUCGAACCCAUGAGAAUAUUGCUAAUUACUGACUAUUGUGCCAAAGGUAGUCUGUAUGACAUAAUUGAAAAUGAGGAUAUCAAGCUGGACGAUAUGUUCAUUGCGUCGUUAGUUCAUGAUCUCAUCAAGGGCAUGCUGUACAUUCACGAGUCAUCCGUGCUGGUCUGUCACGGUAAUCUCAAGUCUUCUAACUGCGUAGUAACGUCACGUUGGGUCCUUCAAGUCUCAGAUUUUGGUCUCCACGACAUGCGUCACUGCGCUGAAUCUGACAGCAUCGGGGAACAUCAGUAUUUUCGAAGCUUAUUUUGGAAAGCACCAGAAUUACUGAGGAAUCCCAACGCACCGAUACGAGGAACUCAGGAAGGAGACAUAUAUUCGUUUGCUAUCAUAUUGUUUGAAAUAAUCGGGCGGAAGGGACCGUUUGGAGGGGUAAAUCUAGAGCCCAAAGAAAUCAUAGAUCGAGUAAAGAGAUACCCGGAAGAAGGAGAGCCGCCGUUUCGACCGAACAUUGACAUAUUGUCAGAUUCCGAAACGGGAUCUAGCGAUUACAUAGUCAAUACUAUAACCGACUGCUGGGCAGAGAGCCCCGAACUUAGACCCGACUUCAAAAUGAUAAGGACACGCUUGAAGAAGAUGAAAGCAGGCAGACACAGAAAUAUAAUGGACCAGAUGAUGGACAUGAUGGAGAAAUAUACUAACAACCUCGAAGAUCUAGUCAGUGAGCGUACGCGCCUUCUCUUCGAGGAGAAACAAAAAACCGAAGAUCUCCUCCACAGAAUGUUACCUGAACCUGUUGCCAAUUGUCUAACAAACGGCAUUGGAGUUGAGCCAGAAGCUUUCGAUUUAGUCACAAUAUACUUCAGUGACAUUGUAGGAUUCACUGCAAUGUCAGCUGAGAGUACACCCUUUCAGGUUGUUAAUUUCCUGAAUGAUCUGUACACUUUAUUUGAUCGUAUCAUUAAAGGAUACGAUGUCUACAAGGUUGAAACGAUCGGAGACGCCUACAUGGUGGUUUCCGGCCUCCCAAUUAAGAACGGAAACAAACACGCCGGUGAAAUAGCAUCGAUGUCCCUGGAAUUGUUGAAUGCUGUUAAACAUCACACAAUAGCUCAUCGGCCGAACGACACGCUUAAACUCAGGAUUGGAAUUCACACAGGCCCUGUGGUAGCCGGUGUGGUCGGUCUGACAAUGCCGCGGUAUUGUUUAUUUGGAGACACCGUGAAUACAGCGUCGCGAAUGGAAUCUAAUGGGGAACCUCUCCGGAUACACAUUAGCGCCCAGUGCAAGGAAGCCCUCGACAAAGUCGGCGGAUAUAUCAUCGAGGACAGGGGAUUCGUUAAUAUGAAGGGAAAGGGCGAGGUCAAGACAUACUGGCUGGUUGGAGCGACUGAGAAAGCCAUUCAGAAAAGAGAGGUGGAUCUCGGAGAGCUUCCACCGCCUCUAUUUUGUCGGCCCAGAAGAAGCCCCAAGUUUAAUCCUGAAUCAAGACAAGCAUCGCUUUUGGCAGGCCUUGGAGGAGGUGGCAGUAGAAGACAGUCUAGCGUGCCUAGGCCGGGAAAUACGGAUGAUUCGUCCUCCCAGCACGGAGGAUCGAGUCCUGUACCACGUUCUGUGACGAGGAAGCUGGAGCGGGCUCCUCUCUACUUGCUGGAUAGCUUGAUGAGUGCCUCGAAAAUGACAUUAGAUAACAUUGCACUGCCUAAGGAUGUGGAUACUAGAGCUGCAAACGUGAAGCUUGCACUCGACGACAUGUUCGUCGACGUCAAACCGAAGUUUCGUAAGAACGCCAGAGUGUUAUCGACGAUAGCCGCAUCGUCUUCGACAAGUGAUUAUCCGUCACCGACAAUCUUGAGAGAAUCUCGAUCGCUGGACCCAUUCCCGAUGGAACGGCAGUGCAGUCGGAAGCUCGAAUCUCCGAAUAUUUCUACCAAGGAAAAUAAAAAGAGUUUCAGAUCUUUGGAGAAUUGUGAUAAGUGCACGAAGACUACAUCGAAAACAGACGUAUCAACCGAUAAAGUGUUGAAUAACAAUUACCCUAAUGGCAAUGUGAUAAUAGUGCCUAGAACAGACAAUGUAACUAGUGAUGUAGAGACUCCGUUACUAUCAGGUGACGGAAGUUGCGUAGGAGAAUUAGUGCCUGUGAAACGAUGGCGUUCGCUAGAUCAAGUUGUACCUACUCCGAGUACAGGGGAUGUUCCUGACAAAAAAUCGUCGGCAAGGAACUCUAUAAGGAGUUGGCUGGUGAAUCUUUUCAAUGGAAACGGCUUGAGAAGUAGCGACGCGUCUCUGCGGAGGGGAGUGAUAACAGGGUACGACAUACAGUCGGAAAGGGAGAGUAUAGUUUGAUGAUUCUCUUUCCUGUUGCAAUUUUUUUGUUUUUUCCUUCCGCCUUUUUGUAUAUAACUAAAUGUGACUACGUGAAAAUGUAGAUCAGUUGAAAAUGCAAAGGAUCGUCGAAGUAAUUUUAUUGUUAUGAGUCAUAAGCAUGAUGAUUAUCUGUUGCCAUUUUAGCUUACAAUUUAGGUAUGUGCAAUUUAUGUAUAUGAAAGUUACCGUCAGUGUAUAUUUUUAAUAUGAUAAAGAUAUUUUAUAACUUGUAUUAAAAUGAGCGUUGAAUGAUGAAGUUGAUGGUGAUGAUGCGGUUAAUACAUAGUGCGGGACUGUUACUAUGUUUAUAAAAUUAGUUUUAAAAUACCUAAGCGUGUAACGAGAAAUAAGAAAAAAAAAAAAAUAUUUUAUGAAAAUCAUUCUAACCAAAGUAUACAAA